Molecule: messenger RNA, 2130 nt
Organism: Clonostachys rhizophaga
Lineage: Eukaryota; Fungi; Ascomycota; Sordariomycetes; Hypocreales; Bionectriaceae
Source: the annotation of a GenBank genome assembly
AUGUUGCCACAAUCCCUAGUCAGCGUGUACCAAGACGCGCCUGGUGCUGGCGGCACUGUACCGCUCCCCGCAAAUGGCGGACGACUGAAAGGAAAGGCCAGGACUGCAGCUAAGAAGGCGAAGGGCAAAGGCCAACCCGGUCCCGCUACGAAGCCACAGGCAGCUCUGGUCCGGUACAUCAUCUCCAUCAAAGACUUUGUCCCGCUGGCGGAAUGCAUCUCCGCUUCCAAGAUCCCCAGCCUGUGUGUCCCAAAGGCUUUCUUCACCACGCUUGACCGCGUCAUUUCCGUCAGGGCAGGCUUCAGCAAGGAGCUCAAGGAGCAUAAUGUAGCUCUCGAUGCCGAGUCGGACGCCAAGCAUUCUCACUUUGUCGGCGUCCUGAAAAAGUUUGAGGCUCUCAAGGUCUAUGUGCCAUCCGAGGAAUUCGUCAACGCACCGGACAUUGAAAGACCCAAGCCGGCUACAGAACAAGCCGAGAUCUUCGAAGUCGACCCCUUUCAAUCAUUGGAGGAAGCCAUUGUUGCUUUCUACAUGAUGUGCGUCGAUCUGGGAGAGAUCCGGCAUGCGCUUUCGACUUUUUGGACAACCACUGUCGGUGAAAAAGGCUCGACGUUUGACCCAGGCGUGAUGGCCAUCGUGACUAAUACUGGCAUCGAGUUUGGUAAAAACAUUAUCGAGGAGAUGUUGCCUAUUUUCGAGCCACAUGGCGGUGUUCGGAAAGUAAUGGACUACUAUUUGUCACUCAUUCCAAUGCCAGCAAACCAGUCCAUCACGCAUCCCAGUAGCUGGGACAUGGAUACAGAGUCGACGGAAAGCCAAGACCUCGUCAUCACCACGGAGCUCUUCUUUGAAGCCUUGACGCUGGUUCAUCAUGUCCCCGACUAUCCCUUUACAGACGAGUUUGUCCGAGGGGUGGAACAGUUCAAAAAGACCAAGCAGAUUCCCUUUAGUCUUAUUUUUGCAUCUCAAGUCAAUCUUGACAUACACCAUGCCGUCGGCGAGUUCGCCGAAACCUCGGUCGACACUCUUCUCGAUCGACUAUCUCAUAUGGAAGGAGUGCUGGGAUCAGCCGUAGACUUCAGCAAGAAAACCAGAAACCCCCACUGGUCAUCUCACAACCAACGAUGCCUGCAGCAGAGCUUGGAGGGUUUCGAAUGGUUCCUUCAAGAUCCCUUGCACGAGGUCAAGAAAAUGGCUGUACAUGGUGACCCAAAGGGACAACGAGUGGUCAGGGGAAUUCAGAAGUGGCGGCUCUUGAGGAGGUCACCUAUCAUGGCGGGGCUCGCCUUGCACUACCAUCGCGCAGAUGUGCACGAGGCUGGCCUUCUCUUCGCCAAUCAGUGGGGUUCUAUUAUCCUGCCGGCACACUUGUACAAUGCCACGUUGAAAGAGGGCCAUUGCCAGACACCCUGGCCCGAUAUGGAGAUGUUGAUGGAUAUUUUUGGAGAAGAACAGUUCUUUGUUGGAGGCAAGCCUGACAACACAUCCGCCUAUGUCAACCGAUUCAUGCUGCAAGUUGGGGCCUCGGCAUCUACCCUUAUAAACCGACACCGCCGUUCCAAGAAGAUUGGGGUCGAUGACUUUUCCAAAGCCGGUACGAGGUUCCUCACUUCGCGAGCAACAUUUCAUGGCCGCUUCCGUGGCCGGUACGUCAACAACGCAAACCAGAUGGACUGGACACCAGAGUAUAUUAGUGAGAUUCUCAGUCUUGAAAAACAUGGCAAGAAACGAGUGCAAUCAGAAACUGUCCGUGCCUCACCGCACAAGUUGCUUGCAGCUCUUGCCAUUGCGCUGAACUCGGAGGUCUACGAGCUUUCCUUUCCCUACCUGCUCAUGCACCAGAUGAACUGGACGCUCUUGACUGCCUUCAAGAAGAUUUGGGAUCCCAUACUCCGAGACAGCUUUGGGCCAGACUAUAUACAGCAGGAAUGGCAGCUGCCGUUCGCCAUUGGCCAGGUGUUGGCUCUGGCAGAUGGCGUUGAUGGCCUCAAGGACGACGAGGGAUUGACGUUUGCUGGGUUGUCGCUGGACGCAGCUAGCACGACCCACGCUGGCAGUCUUGCUUUGGAUUUUGGGAGUGGUUGGGACUUUGAUGACUAUGCAAACACUGUCGAUGAUGCGUCUGAUUGA